AGUCGCUCCCAGGGAGGGCGGAGGUGCCUGCCGGCUCCAGAAGCAGGAAACGGUGUACGGGGCCAGAGGCAGAGGCAGUCCCCGAGCGAGAGAGGAGCCUGGCGGUGUCAAGGGCUGGCAAAAUGGAGGCGGCGGCGGCGACGACGGGGGGUUUCUGAGAGGGGGCUGCGCGUCACCCGAUAGGGACAAUCCCCCCUUUUAUUUUUUAAAAUUCGAGGACUGGCUCUCGCGGCAAAUAUUUUUAAAUUAUUAUUGCAAAGAUUUUUUUUUUGUACAAAGAAUAACCGGAGGGAUUAAUUUAUUGUAAGCUUUUUUUUUUAAAAAAAGGAGUUACAUAGCCCGUCUCUGUGCGGGCGGAGGGUAUUUAAUAGCGCCGGAUCGCGCCGCUGUCCUCCCCUCCGAACAGCCGGGGAGGACCUUUUCUUAGAGUGGGGAGGCGCGCGGGGGUUGCGGGUCCGUCCUUUCAGGACCCACGAGCGGUUCUGGCCCCCGGGGAGAUGCCUUUUGUCCGAAGCGGGUUUCGUGGCCCUGGACACUGAGCUCUCCCCCCCGCCCCUGUCCGAGCCGGGGGUGUUUCUGGACCGGGAAUGCCCGGCUGUGCCCGGGGUGGGCACUCGAGAGCGGCGGGCAGGCGGACCCGCGGCUGGGGCCAGUAGGGAGGGCGGCUUGGACCGCAGGGCUUGCGGUCGCAGGAGCCGGGCAGAGGGCGUCGGCCUCCCCUGCCCCCUCCCCUGGCACGGCUGGCAGCGCCUCUUCCUCGCCCGCGGAGCCAUUUUCGCCGGGGCGCUCCUGGCAGCGGUUGCUCCGGGCGGGCGGGCAGGGCGGGGGGGUGGCCGCCGCCUCUUUCCUCUUCCUCCUCCUCCUGCUGCCGCUGCCUUCCUUCCCCGCCUCAUCCCGGCAUGAGCCGCGUCGGGGGCUGAGGCUGGCCGGGCGAAGACGCCGAGGCCCUUGACAGGAGCAGCCGCCGACCCGCCCGAGCUUCGCCGGCCGCGCCCGAUGUGGCGCCCGCGGCUGCCUGGCUGACUGCCCCGGGCGGCCCCCGCCUCCCCUCGCCGGGCCAUGGAGUCUCCCCCCAACGGCGGCGGCCACUUGCUGGGCAGCUCCGGCGGCCUCCUGGGCGCGGGCUUCGGCAGCCUCCAGAGCCCCGAGCGCUCCAGCCCGCACCACCCGCACGCCGCCGCCUCCUCGGCCGCCCCCUCGCCGCCGCCGCCGCUGCCCGGCUUCGGCACGCCCUGGUCGGUGCAGACCUCGUCGCCGCCGCCGCCCCAGCCGCCCCCCGGGCAGCCGCCCCAGCCGCCGCCUCCUCCGCCGCCGCCGGCCACCAGCGCCGCCGCCCUGGCCCCGCCGCCCAGCCCGGAGUCGUCCGACAGCGGCGGCUUCUACGCGGGCGGCGGCGGCGGGAUGGCGUCGUCCCUCAGCCCGGCCUUCUUCCAGAGCUUCUCGCCUCACGCGGCCUCCGUCGGGCCCUUCAGCAGCCCCUUCUCGGCCGCCCCGCCGCCGCCGCCGCCUCAGAUCAACUUACCUCAGCCGCAGCCGCAGAGCCGGCGCUCCCCGGUCAGCCCUCAGCUGCAGCAGCACCAACACCAGGCCGCCGCCGCUGCCGCCGCCGCCGCCUUCCUCCAGCAGAGGAACUCCUACAACCACCACCAGCCUCUUCUGAAGCCCUCGCCUUGGAGUAACCAUCAGAGCAGCGGCUGGAGCACUGGAAACAUGUCCUGGGGAAGUAUGCAUGGUAGAGACCACCGGAGAACUGGAAACAUGGGGAUUCCAGGAACUAUGAACCAAAUCUCUCCCUUAAAGAAGCCGUUUUCUGGCAAUGUCAUAGCGCCACCUAAAUUUACUCGUUCUACUCCGUCGUUGGCACCAAAAUCAUGGAUCGAAGAUAAUGUUUUCCGAACAGACAACAACAGUAACACGCUCUUACCCUUACAGGUAAUAAUGGAUCGAAACAGAAUGUAUGACAGUCUGAACAUGCACUCGUUGGAAAAUUCCCUUAUUGAUAUAAUGAGAGCUGAGCACGAUCCUCUUAAAGGACGUUUGAAUUAUCCGCAUCCAGGGACUGACAAUCUUCUAAUGUUAAAUGCAAGGAGUUAUGGGCGAAGACGAGGUCGUUCUUCACUCUUCCCAAUAGACGACGGCUUGCUGGAUGAUGGUCAUACUGAUCAAGUUGGUGUGUUGAAUUCCCCUACAUGCUAUUCUGCUCAUCAGAACGGUGAACGGAUAGAACGUUUCUCUCGGAAAGUAUUUGUUGGUGGUCUUCCACCAGACAUUGAUGAAGAUGAAAUUACUGCUAGCUUCAGGCGAUUUGGACCUCUGGUGGUUGACUGGCCUCACAAAGCUGAAAGCAAGUCCUAUUUCCCCCCUAAAGGUUAUGCGUUCCUCCUUUUCCAAGAGGAGAGCUCUGUUCAGGCACUGAUUGAUGCUUGCAUUGAAGAAGAUGCAAAGCUCUAUCUGUGUGUUUCUAGCCCCACUAUCAAGGACAAGCCGGUCCAGAUCCGUCCCUGGAACUUAAGUGAUAGUGACUUUGUGAUGGAUGGCUCUCAGCCUCUUGACCCUCGGAAAACCAUUUUUGUGGGUGGUGUCCCCAGGCCAUUAAGAGCUGUGGAGUUGGCCAUGAUAAUGGACCGACUUUAUGGCGGAGUUUGUUAUGCAGGAAUCGAUACAGAUCCUGAACUGAAAUACCCAAAAGGUGCUGGGCGAGUGGCUUUUUCCAAUCAGCAGAGCUACAUUGCUGCCAUCAGUGCUCGGUUUGUUCAACUUCAGCAUGGUGAUAUUGAUAAACGAGUGGAGGUAAAGCCAUAUGUGUUGGAUGACCAGAUGUGUGACGAAUGCCAGGGCGCACGAUGUGGUGGAAAGUUUGCUCCCUUUUUCUGUGCCAAUGUCACUUGCCUGCAGUAUUACUGUGAGUUUUGCUGGGCGAAUAUCCAUUCUCGGGCAGGACGUGAAUUCCAUAAGCCAUUGGUGAAGGAGGGGGCUGACCGCCCACGCCAGAUCCACUUCCGCUGGAACUGAGCUUGAUUCUCCAAGAUCCCUGUAAGGAAAGAAGAGUGCAUGUGGCUUACUGUGUUUGAAGAAACUGACAUGCAGAAGAAAUAAGUGCAUUUUUCUGCUUCUUACCCCAACUUCUCAAUACGUGCAUCUUUUUCAGCAGCCAAAACACUACAAAGCCUCUUGUUUUUCACCAAAACCCUACAUCUCAGGCUUACUAAUUUUUGUGAUAUUUUCAUGUUAAAAUAAAAAAAAAUGUUUUUUUGUAUUUUCUCCAACUUAUUUUUAUAUGUAAAAUUAAAACUAGAUAUGAGAAUGUUUUUGCGUAGGGGCACAGAGUCUGCUGCUAUAUUUAGUGGGUGAAGCGUGCACUUAUUUCUAAACAUGGGUUUUUAAACUUCAAGAUCUGCCCCAGUAAUUUACCAAAGGUAGCAAAAAUAGUGAAGAUGGAAUAUGUCUGCUACAAAAAAGCUUAUUUUUUAUUGUUGCUAUUUUCAGUGUAUACGUCAAUUUAAAAAAUAGGGUUGAUUUUUUUGCUCUCCAUUUUGACUUGCAAGAAAUAAUACCUCAAGAUAAUCUGAUUUAUUAGCUAUUUUUAAACAUUUAUAAUUACAAGCUGUAUUAGCUUUGCUGCUACAUAGGUGUUGUGUGUAAUGCCACCUAUUAAUACGGGAUUGAAAUGUUUCAAGAUACACUGCAUUACAGAUUAAAAUGCAGGCAGCACAAUAUGGCCGAAACUGCCAUAGUUUUAGAAUGUGAAAAAUUGCAUGUUUACUUACCUGUAUACACCAUAUGCAUGCACUAAAUCUAACAAGGCGCAAGUUAUUGCAAUUUUUUUUAAAAGGCUCUGAAGUCUAGGUAGCAUGAGCAAAUUGCAAAAUUUGUUACAAAAAAGACUUGCAUGCAUGAUUGUGACUCAAAAGUUUUUUUUAAAAUGUCCUACAUGUGUACAAUAUGCAAAUUAGUUUUAGAUUAGAAAGUGCAGCCAUUUUGUGACCUGGUUGGUAGUGGAAUUCGAUUUUUGCAGACUGGAUGUAAUAUUGUAAUCCCUGUGCAAUUUUGUGAUGUGUGAUUCUAAUUAAUGUGGAGUGGCGUAGCAUAGACAUGUUUGAGUAAAAACAAAACUAGCUUUUUCUGGACUAAUUUAUUUCAGCCCCCUUAAUCAUUCAUGCUUAAAACUUCCUCUACAAACCAAAGAUGGCCAGCCCACUGCUAACCAGUCACCAAAUGGGAAACUACUGAGAAAUAAUCCACAUAGAAAUGUGUUCAUAAAAGAAAACCUGAUGCUUUAGUAAUAAAAUCUAAAUGAAGUCAAAAUGGAGAUGGUAUAAUGUACAGACAGCUAGUUGCAUAAGCUAAAACUUACCUUUAAGACAACAGUGAAAUCCAGUUUAAAAUUGUGUGUGUGCUUGCUUGACCUUGAGUGCAUUUGGUCUUCUGUCCAGCUGGGGUCACUGUUGCAUGAAGUGUUGUUAGUUGACCAACAACCAAACAGUGUUUUUUUUAAUUUUGAUGGAGUUCUGAUGACAUGGCCUGCAGAUUUUUGAGCAGAAAUGAAAAACACACGUGUAGUUUCUGAAUGAGAGAAGUUCAUCGGCUGUGUUUUUGUCCAUCUCCAGACAUUUUAAUGCAACUAGCCCUUAUGUUUCAGUGGAAGGAAAGAGCUACUCUACAGUUUAAGCAAGCACCCAACAAAAGCAAAUGCAGAAUUUGAAAGUCUCUAACUCCUAGAGAGAAAUGUACAAGGGUCUUGCUCUUAGCAACCCCUUGGGGACAAUCCUUCAUGUAAGCAAGUGUUGAUCUUAUUAUAUUGGUUGUCUGCAGUGUGCUUUUUGUACUGUACAAUAUGUGGUUCAUGUCUAACUCUGCUGUUUUGUCGUGGUUGUAGUUCAUGUUUUUAAUGUUUUAAAGUUGACGCUGUUUUAAGAAGAGCUUUUUAACUGAUUUAUUUGUCAAUGUUCCCUAUUUGUUACUUAACCAUAAUCCUCCAGAUUUUUGGGAGUAUUCUUUUCUAACCUUUAAACCCUGCCAAACCUUGAUCCAUUUUUGACAUUUGUUAUGCACUAUUUUUAUAUCUCUAUGAGAGAUUUUUUUCCAACAAGUCAGCUAUUUUGAGGCACACCUUUUUUUGACUGAUGGCAUCUCCUUUGCUAUACCUCAAUUUUUGGAAUUUAGAAAAGAGGAAAAAAAAAUCAGUAGUUUUGCAGUGUUAAUUAUUUAGAUAUAAUUUAAUUCUGCAGAUGUUUUUAACUUUAUUUUCAUAUUUCUUGCUUAAAGUUUAAAAUUGAAGAGCAUUUACAUGUUUUAAAUAAUGAAAACAAAUAUGGGAAAAUAGAACACAAGUGAAAUAAUUGGAGAUGUUGAAAAAUCCCCCUCCCCCCCUCCCCCAUUAAGCUGUUAAUGCUAGGAAUACAUGGGGACACCUCUUCUUUAUUUUUGGUAUGGGUAAAAGUAAUCAAAAUAUCAGACUGUGCUUGUCACUUCUUUUCUGGAGCUGUUGAUGUGAAUAGCUUCUGCAACCUACAUGUUUCUUUUGUUCUUUCAAUGAUCGUGCUCUUAGGGCCCAAUCCACCAUGAAAUUCUCCAGUCCCAGCACCCACUGGAACCUUUGUGGGAGCCUCGCAAGACCAUAAUAGCAUUCUCACUCCUGUGUAUGGAGCACUGGUGGGCAGGUGGAUUGUACUCUUUUUCUCCUAGCGGUUCCACGCUGUUUUGGUUGGGUUCUUUUUUCUUUCCCCUCCUUUUUUUACAAAUCAUAUUUAUUUUACUAUUUUUGUAGGAGAUUAAUUUUAUUCUAUUUUUGUAUUUUUAAAGCUUCUUUACUUUAUUUCCCCCAAAAUGUGCAUAUUGCUGCCCAAACAUAUGACUGUGGAGGAAAAAAAUACUUUAAAAGUCCACACUUUUUUUGUUAAGAAGGAAACAUUUAGCAUUUAUAUAUUUGUGUAUGGAAAACACUUGAUAUCUUAUUCCCUGUUGCAUCUGGCUGCACGGAGCCUCUCCUCAAAGAUGCUACAAAACUUGAAUAUAACACAUUUUGGAAGGCUGACUAACCUCGAUUCUGUGUUGUGACGUGCAAUACUGUUUCUAAUGUUUGUAUAAAAAGAAUAACAGUGUAAACCUUUUUAAAUGCAAAUUUUAUUUUUUUCAUUGCAUCUUUUGCAAAUUUUAUCCACAGUGUCAUUUUUUACUGUCAGAAAAAGAAAACCCCUUUUGUCAUUGCAAAUAUUUUUUAAAAUCCAGAAAUCUUUGUACUGAUGUAAAUGAUCGUAGUUAUUUUGGAUAGUGUUUUGCUAACAAAAGGAGAGACUUUUUUCAUGCAUAUUUCUAUUUUGUUGUCUUUUGUUUUUGUUUUUCUUUUUGUUUUAUUUCAGAUAGUAAAAAUACUUGGAAUAAUUUUUCAUAUUCUUGUCAUUAAUAUUAUUUUGUAUUUUUAUGUGGAAAUAUAUAAUUUUAUGAUGCUAAUUGCUAAAAGUUUAUUUUAUGUUGAAUUAUUUUUGGAGCUAAAAUCUUUGUAAUAUUAAAGCAACUAGUUUCUAAAUUCCGAGUUUCUGUAAAGAAUCGCACAAGUGGUUUAUGGAGUGUUUGGAUUGUAAUUAUAAAUGGUUCUUUGAUAUGCAAAUUAAUAUUUUCAGUUAAUUUUAUUUUGUAUUGCUAAUGGGGUGUUAAAGCAGUUUUUAUUUUUUUCUAAAUAAAAAGAAAACCCAUGCUUUUAUGGACACAAAGGGGACACUCCAUCAAGCCCUGUUGCUGAGUUACCUCCCUUGGUUUCAAUGGCACUUAUGUUGGAAAUCCAUAAAAGCCCUAUGGAAAUGGAGGGGGGGUGUCACAGCAGCAGGGUUUGGUAGUUUGUACCCCAAGUUAAUUGCCGUUGGCUUAAAUCUUUUGUUAAAAAAUCUUUUACUUAAUUUUACUGUUAUCUUCCAGGUGUCUAAAUCUCCAGUCUGUCUGUUGUACUGGUAAUUUAACUCUGUAAUGGAAUAGUUUGCUGCCAAUUAUUUAUAUAUUAAGUAAUUUUUAAAUAUUUGUAAUAUCGUUGACUGACUAAUAAACUAUUAAGUUAUUGGCA
Molecule: messenger RNA, 7054 nt
Organism: Eublepharis macularius
Lineage: Eukaryota; Metazoa; Chordata; Lepidosauria; Squamata; Eublepharidae
Gene: CPEB2
Product: cytoplasmic polyadenylation element binding protein 2
Exons: 11
Coding region: 1060-3012 (650 amino acids)
Biological process (GO): negative regulation of cytoplasmic translation
Cellular component (GO): nucleus; neuron projection; cytoplasm
Molecular function (GO): translation factor activity, RNA binding; mRNA 3'-UTR binding; ribosome binding
Source: RefSeq, a predicted model, not a curated record